AGAGUGAUAGAAUCAAGGAUGGGAAUUUAUCAAACAGCAGGAUAACCGCCUGGACGAUGUCCUUAAUGGGAUGGCCAUUGGAAAUCAGGUACAAACAAAAUAAUAAGAAUCCAGUUGCUCAAGGAUUAGCUGAACUUCAUGAUUGUUCCAAUUUGGGACAUAAAGGUGAAUCACCACAAAAUGAUGACCUGGAAGAACAAUCUUCAUCUCCAUACAAGUCUUAUGAAGAAGAAUACUGCAAAUCCUUACCAUGUGUAUAUGUUGACGGCUGUUCUUUCCAUACCGAUAUAGGAACUGAACGCACAUUGGUUGCAGGUAUCAGAAUCGUAUGGAAUAAUACAUUCCCAGACGUGUCCGUCCGAUACAAAAAUGGUUCCAAAAGUAGCCAGGUCGCGGAGCUCACUGCUGUGUAUAAAUCUGUACAAAUGGCUAUUGAUUCUGGUCUUAAAGAGUUUGUUAUAAUCACAGAUUCUAAUUAUAUUUGCAGUAGCUUCGUGGAGUACUUCCCUGGAUGGAAAAGGUCUAAUAUGGUAAGAAGUAACAAUAAGCCUGUCAAGCAUGGUAAAAUGUUUUGUAAGAUCGACGAGAUGGUUACCACCCACGGAGGGGAAUGAUUUGGCAGAUUCCCUCGCUAAACAAGCAGCCAUUAAUGGAGAAGUCUUGGACGUUGAUGACCUCAUGGGAACUAUCCAAGUGGAUGCAAUGACAAGAAGACAGGCCCAAAAGGAAACCGAAGCCAAUGUGGCACAAUGGA
Bufo bufo (common toad) is the source of this 754-nucleotide messenger RNA. RefSeq names its product ribonuclease H-like. The transcript is spliced from 2 exons. Gene Ontology annotation, molecular function: nucleic acid binding; RNA-DNA hybrid ribonuclease activity. The coding region runs from base 57 to 614 and encodes 185 amino acids. The record is from RefSeq and is a predicted model, not a curated record. NCBI's taxonomy places the organism in Eukaryota, Metazoa, Chordata, Amphibia, Anura, Bufonidae.